This is a messenger RNA of Acanthocheilonema viteae, 840 nucleotides long. Lineage: Eukaryota; Metazoa; Nematoda; Chromadorea; Rhabditida; Onchocercidae. The record is from the annotation of a GenBank genome assembly.
AUGCAACAAGCUGGUAAAAAUUUUACCUUAAUCUCAUCUUCCGGUAUGUUUUCUUCUUUCAAAUCUGCCUCUUCAUCUACUUUGAUGCUUAAUUGCAUCGUGAAAUUGAAAUUUGUGAACAGUUUCCUAAAUGAAAAAGAAAAGACACAGAGUGAGGUGGUAACAAAGUUGACAGUUUAUGAAAAUGGAGCUAUUGAAGCAGAAUGCAACAAACUACCAUGCGGUACAUCCGGCGCUCACUGCAAUGACAAUCAAGCAAGCUGUCGAGCUGAAACUGACACAUUUUCCAGCAUGAAAUGGGCUUCCAACGGACAAAGCAUUCUUCAACGCUGUUGCACAAUUACGGUACCACGUAAAAUAUACAUUGGUACAGAUUUGGUAUCACUCGGGUCAUACUAUACUGGUGGCAUAGUUGAUCAAAAGGAUCGUUAUAGUAAGGAAGGACCCGAAUUCGAUUUCAUUUCGAAUGUUCGCACCGAACAAGGUGGUGUUCGAAUUUGGGUUUACCGAGUAAUUUGCCCGAAAGCAACUGGUAUUUCUGGGGGACCGGCUGCAACAUCUCAUGGACGAGAUAUAGCUGCAACAGAAAAGACUUUGUCAACAGUGUCAUUUCACACAGCACUGUUAUCAGCAUCGAGCAAGACGCUAAAAAGUUGUGGCAAACCUGCUCGAACCCAUUCACAAGCAACGAACAGUGCUGGAAAUGCUCAGUCUGAAAGCGUACCAACAGCAUACAAGCCGAUUAAUCCACUGCAAUAUCGCCCGCCCAAUUGGCGUAUGACGCAAAGAGAUUCACCGGUUCGUGUCAACUCUCGAGACCUAUUCGAGAGACUGAUAUAA